Molecule: messenger RNA, 1359 nt
Organism: Aspergillus caelatus
Lineage: Eukaryota; Fungi; Ascomycota; Eurotiomycetes; Eurotiales; Aspergillaceae
Product: KamA family radical SAM protein
Exons: 3
Coding region: 1-1359 (452 amino acids)
Molecular function (GO): iron-sulfur cluster binding; catalytic activity
Source: RefSeq, a predicted model, not a curated record
AUGCAUAAAAAGCACUAUGUCCAGCUCACUAAGAGCAUGAUCCCACAGCUCUUUAAAAGAAGAUGUCCAACAGUUGAUCCAGAGCCAUUUGUGGCCGCUGCCCAUGUUUUCCCUAUGCGCGUCAAUAACCAUGUCACGGAGAACCUGAUUGACUGGUCCAAUAUCCCCAAUGAUCCUUUAUUUCAGCUCUCCUUCCCACAGCCAAGAAUGUUGCAUCCUAGUGAACUGUCAGAUAUUAUAGCCCAGAUGCGCGAACCAGGUGUAACAAAGGUAGCCAUGCAAAACAUUUCUGAGUCGGUCAGAGCACGGUUAAACCCUCAUCCAGCGGGUCAGAAGGAGGAGAAUGUCCCUCGUGUAGAUGGUGUCAUGGUGCCGGGGAUGCAGCAUAAAUAUCGUGAAACAGUGCUUUUCUUUCCGUCGGAGGGCCAAUUUUGUCAUGCCUUCUGCACAUAUUGCUUCCGAUGGGCUCAAUUCACCUCUGUCGGAUCGGGCCAGACAUUUAAAUCCAACGACGCCGCCCAAUUACAGAAAUAUAUUCAGACCCACAAAGAAGUCAAGGAUGUUCUGAUCACCGGUGGCGAUCCCAUGGUUGCCCCCGCCGAGGUUCUCCGAUCCUACAUCCAGCCCCUGCUCUCCUCAGACAACCUCGACCACCUCGCCACGAUCCGUAUUGGAACCAAGUCUCUCGCCUGGUGGCCAUACCGCUACUUGCUGGACCCAGACGCAAAGGAUGUCCUGAAUCUCUUCUCGGAGGUGGUCGCAUCCGGCAAACAGCUCGCGAUCCAAGCGCACUUCAGUCAUCCCAGGGAACUCGAAGUCCCCGCCACCCAAGAGGCAAUUCGACUCAUCCGCCAGACUGGCGCGCAGAUUAGAUGUCAAGGCCCCUUGAUUCGAAACAUCAACAAUUCCUCAGAGACAUGGGCACACAUGUGGAGUCUCCAGGCCCGACUCGGCCUCAUCCCGUAUUACAUGUUCGUCGAACGAGACACUGGUGCGAGGCACUACUUCUCCGUUCCGUUGGCGGAUGCGUUCAAGAUCUACAGCGGGGCGUAUUCGCGACUUCCCGGUACAGCACGUACGGCUCGUGGACCAUCCAUGUCGGCCAGUCCCGGUAAGGUUGCUGUGGUUGGGGAUACAGUGGUUGCGGGAGAGAGGGUGUUUGCGCUCAAGUUCUUGCAGGCACGCAAUCCAAACUGGUGUGAUGAGCUUUUCUUUGCGAAAUGGAGUCCCGAUGCCACGUGGUUGACGGAUUUGCAGCCGGCGUUCGGUCAGGACAAGUUCUUCUUUGAGGAUGAGUAUAAGGAUAUCGCGAGGAGGGCAGGUGAGGGGUCUUCGGGGCAGUUGAGUGCCCUGAUGUAG